ACCUAAUGACCCCGGCGAAGCCGGGUACUUUCGCUUGUAUAUAAUAACAACGUGUUAAUAACAGUAGUAUUAUUUAAUAACGUGAAUACGUAACUCAUGGGGAAAGGAAAAGAUAUAGAUGUUUUCCUCAGAAUGAACUUUCUUUAUCAGGUGAUGCAUAAAACCAUAGCCAAGCUCCCAGAAAACUUAGGACUUCUUUAUUAUUAUGGUUUUACCUUGCAAAUGAUAUCACAGAGGACCACUUCCAAAUUAGAUCACAACAUAAAAAGUUCUAUAUGUAAGAGAUGCAGUGUUCUAUUGUAUCCUGGCCUGACUUCUAUUGUUCGACUUAAAAGAAAGAGAUCUAAACACAGAGUUGUGACGUGCUUGUUGUGUGGAACAAGAAAGAGAUUUUUGUGUAGACCAGACUACCAGGUGUGGUAUGACAAACCUGGAACUUAAAUGUGGGAAAUUAAAAAGAAAGUGAUCAUACAUAUUGAAAGAUUUUUAGAAAAUAUUGUUAUCUAACACUUGCACAAGUAGCUAAGUAUAUGAAUGUGAUGUUAAAUGUGAAGAAAAGUAAAAGAUAUUUAUGCUGAAA
This is a messenger RNA of Limulus polyphemus (Atlantic horseshoe crab), 580 nucleotides long. RefSeq names its product ribonuclease P protein subunit p21-like. Gene Ontology annotation, cellular component: nucleolar ribonuclease P complex. Gene Ontology annotation, biological process: tRNA processing. The transcript has 4 exons. NCBI's taxonomy places the organism in Eukaryota, Metazoa, Arthropoda, Merostomata, Xiphosura, Limulidae. The record is from RefSeq and is a predicted model, not a curated record. The coding region runs from base 97 to 441 and encodes 114 amino acids.